Molecule: messenger RNA, 2606 nt
Organism: Rubroshorea leprosula
Lineage: Eukaryota; Viridiplantae; Streptophyta; Magnoliopsida; Malvales; Dipterocarpaceae
Source: the annotation of a GenBank genome assembly
AAAAUACCAAAAUACCCAUAUGGCGGCGUCCUGAGUUCUUUAACUCAAAUGCGUCCGACUUCCCCCGGCCACCGACGAUGCGCUUCCCCGGCGACGGCGUAGAGAUUAUCAGGCCUUACCUGAGAGUACCCAUCAUCAAAAUUUUAUUUCAAUCGUCCUCCGAUGCCUACACCGAACUUAUUGAAAUGUACGCUCGUGAUCGAGCAUUAUACCCGGGAAGAGCACUCCAUGCCCACCUGAUUGUCCAUGGAUUGGCUCGUUUGACCCAUUUUGCCUCCAAGCUCAUAGCUUUAUACACUGGGUGUGGGUAUCUAUCCGAUGCACGCAAAGUGUUCGACAAAAUUCCCACGACAAAUAUCCGCGGUUGGAUCAACCUCAUAGGUGCUUACUCUCGAUGUGGUUAUUAUCCAGAGGCACUGAGCGUCUUCUCAGAGAUGCAGAGAGAGGAUUUCAGACCCAACAAGUUUGUCAUCCCCAGCAUUCUAAAAGCAUGCGGCCAUGUUUCUGAUAUAGAAACCGGGGUAAAGAUACAUACCCUCAUCCUGAAGCAUUCUUUUGAAACUGAUGCUUUUGUCAUCAGCUCACUGGUUGAUAUGUACUCAAAAUGUGGGCUAGUGAAAAGGGCCAAAAGAGUGUUUGAUGGAAUGGAGGAGAAGGAUUUGGUUACUUUAAAUGCUGUUCUUUCAGGCUAUACUCAGAGUGGACUCGCCAAAGAGGCAUUGAGUUUGGUCGAGGAGAUGCAUUUACUAGGAUUAAAGCCUAACGUGAUUACAUGGAAUAUCUUGAUUGCAGGGUUUUCUCUGAAGGCUGAUGAAACCAUGGUGUCUAGAGUUUUUGAAUUGAUGCAGGUUAAUGGGGUUGAGCCUGAUGUGGUAUCUUGGACUUCAGUAAUAUCCGGUUUUGUGCAGAACUUUCGAAAUGAUGUUGCUUUUGAUAGUUUUAAGAAGAUGAUAAAUCUAGGGCUCUGCCCAACUCCGGCAACCAUUAGCAGCCUCGUAGCUGCUUGUGCAUCCAUAGCGGAUUUAAAGCAGGGGAAGGAGAUUCAUGGUUAUUCAGUGGUGAUUGGAGUUGAAGAUAAUGUAUAUGUUAGGAGUGCUCUUGUUGACAUGUAUGCAAAAUGUGGGUUUAUUCGAGAGGCAAGGACUCUGUUUUAUAAAAUGUCUGAGAGAAAUACUGUGACUUGGAAUUCAAUGAUUUUCGGUUAUGCAAAUCAUGGGUACUGCCUGGAAGCAAUUGAACUUUUCAAUCUGAUGGAGGAAGAGAGAACAAGGCCUGAUCACUUGACUUUCACAGCAGUUCUUAGUGCUUGUAGUCACGCUGGGUUGAUAGAACUUGGACAGAAUCUGUUUAAAUUGAUGCAAGAAAAAUAUGGAAUUAGACCGAGAGCAGAGCAUUAUGCAUGCUUGGUUGAUCUUCUUGGUCGAGCUGGAAAGGUUAACGAAGCGUAUGAUAUUAUCAAGGCAAUGCCUGUUAAACCAGAUUUGUUUGUGUGGGGAGCAUUGUUGGGAGCUUGUAGAACUCAUGGAAAUAUGGACCUUGCUGAGGUCGCAGCUAACCAUUUGGUGGAGCUUGAGCCAGGUAAUGCGGGAAACAAGCUUCUCUUGUCUAGUUUACAUGCUGAAGCAGGAAACUGGGCCAGUGUUGUUAAGUUGAAGAAGGCGAUGAAGAAAAGAAAAAUGAUGAAUUUUCCAGCAUGCAGUUGGGUAGAAGCUGCCUGAUACAUGAGCAGGCCUGGCUUGCCUUCAAGAAUCAUGCUCUCUGCCCUUCACAUUUGUUUUUUUUUAUUAGAAUACUUCUCCUCAAGACUUGAGUUGAAUCUACCCGAACAAAGUCAUAUUCCUUCGGUGUGACCAUCAAUCUUCACGGUGAAAUAAAAAUAUAAUGCUGAGCUCAGGACAGUGAUAUCCAUCCACAACAGAUCAAGUUAACUUUAUGGAAAAAAGGGUUCUGAUAGAAUAAGAGCAUGACCACCGCAUAAAUCACAGAUUUCAGCAAGAUCAAAAUCCCAGAAAGCAAAUAAACUAAGAGGUAUCAGAGUCUCAGAGUCUCACCAUAAGUUCAUGAAUAGCAACUCAGACUGAGAUGCAGCAAUGUGAAAAUACUAAGAAACUCCAGUAGACAGAAAAGUAUGAAAGAGGUGACAGAGUAGUCCAAUAUUCAGCAUGUUAGGAUUGCAGACCAGUUUCACCUUUAGCCCAUUAAUUGGCUUUAUGAAGGGUCAAUAUAUUCAACAAAUGUAAUUUUGUAAGCACUGUCUAAUCCAAGUAGACUAGGAGACAAUGCUGGGCAUUUCUUGCUAAUAAUCUAGGUAGAUUAGAAGUUAUACAUGGAGAAUUUCUUGCUUCCGUUCCAUCAGAAGAGUUGAAGAAGCUAACCAUCGGGGCUUGCCUGAAUCAUUUAUGGAGUAAUCUGUUGAACCAUCUACAUACGCUUCAUUUGAAACCAUUCUCCAUGUAUCCCCAGUUAACAAGAUCCCAGCCAGUUCCAAGAUUUGUGCAUGCAAAGUGGCUCUAAAUCUACAGAGAAACAAAAGACAAAAAUAUUAAAUGUUCUCAAGCAACAGUAAACUGACCUAAAAAAUCAUCAAAUCAACCAAUAGCAAUCCA